Messenger RNA from Pichia kudriavzevii, 2022 nucleotides. RefSeq lists its product as uncharacterized. Gene Ontology annotation, biological process: mitochondrion inheritance. The coding region runs from base 1 to 2022 and encodes 673 amino acids. Lineage: Eukaryota; Fungi; Ascomycota; Pichiomycetes; Pichiales; Pichiaceae. The record is from RefSeq and is a predicted model, not a curated record. Gene Ontology annotation, cellular component: mitochondrial inner membrane. The transcript has a single exon.
AUGCUGCUUAGCCGGAUAUGCACUUUGUCCACGUGGACACGGCCCUGCAUGUCGUCUCUUGCAAACUAUUCCCAUCUCCGGGGUUUGUUGAAAAGUACCUCAACCCGCCGGCUUUUGAUGUGUGGAAUACCCGUUGGUAAUGCAGUGGAUACUUUCCAGAGGAGGCAACAAGUUCCACGUGCAUAUGCCAGCACUCUGCUGCACUUGAGGACAUACACAACCAAGAAGGGGGGUCCCGCAAAGAAGAGGGAAAGUCUCUAUACGAGGCUCAAGUAUUUCUUGUUGAGACAGAACCGACCUUUCAAUAUCGACGAGGUGUCAGCCUUUUUCUCCUGGAUAUUGAUGGGGAAUGUUUUGUGGAUUCUGGUGGGAACUACAACCUUUGCCGGGGUUUUGAUCUAUGUGGUGAAUUGGAUAGGAGAUGGUGAGAUUGAACGAAUGGUUCUGAGAAAGCUCAUUACGUUUGAUAACAAUCUAAAAGUUGAUUUGUCUGACAAGAACUUCAGAGUUCUCUGGCAAGACGGGAAAAUCAAAAUCAGAAAUUUGAAGGUAUCCAAUGAGAAGCAAGGAAUUCCAAAACAUCAUUCGGAAUAUCGACUUGAAAUCAGUGAAGUCAAUUUGACUUUGUCUCUACGACAAUGGUUAGAUGGUACUGGUUUGAUCGACGGUAUUGAGAUUGACGGAUUACAUGGGAAUAUCGAUAUAGUGGAGGGGGACCAGCUGAUACUCGACAAUUCUUUUCAUGAUAACUAUGAAUUGAGUUAUUUGAAAAUUAAGCAUUCACAAAUCCGUUUUAAUAGUGAAUACUUUAACAAACCUUUAGAAUUGGUAAUUUUCAAUUGCGACUUGAAGAAAUUUAGAAGAAAAUGGAUGGUUUAUGACUUUCUUAAUGCCAAUUCUGUAUUUGGUUCACUUGGAGGUUCGUUAUUUACCUUGCACAAGAGACAACAUCGAUUUGCACAUUUCCAAGGAAUGGAUACACACCAACAUUCGGAUGAUUCAAAUAAUGUAGAAAUAUACAAGAAUCAAACAGUUUUAAAAAAUAAUGACUAUAACUUUAAUAAUAAUGACAAUGAUGACAAUAAUGACAACGGAAACACCAGUGAAGAUUUAUGGAAGAAAAUGACUCGAAUUAGGAUCGACAUGCUUGACCUAUCAUACUUGAAUAAUGACAAUUCCAAAUUGAAUUGGAUCAAUUCUGGUAAAGCUGAGCUGAUUUUCGAUAUAAUGUUACCCAAUGAAGAUGACGAUGAUGAAAUUGACAAAUUGAAGGACGAUUUAAAUUUUGAGUUUUCCGUUGAUGGAUUCAAGAAAACCUGUGAGACAGUCUGGAGAAAACUUAAUGAUGAUGAUACCAAUGAACCUAAACCCUCAAUUGAGAAAAACAAGUAUGUAGUUAUUGAUCUCAAAAUCAACUAUUUCGAUUUAUCUGCUAGGUUCCCACAGACAAUCCCCUGCUCAAGUGUGACGGGAAAACCUUACAUCUCGUCGCAACAAUUACAGUCGUUGGUUACAUUUAUUAACGAUGAAAAAUUCGGACUUUCAUCAAAGAAUAUGAGUAGAAUCAACAAUAUCGAUAAUGAGGAUGAUCAAGAUGAAGACAAUCUUACCACCAUUACACUAAAUAAUACCCCAGACUCUACCGAAAGAGAUGAAGAUUUCGAAGAUACAGAUUUUGAGGAUCAAGAUCAUAUUCGGCAUGUUUUGCCUCCAAUUAAGUUUCGUCUAAUUCAAAACUUAAAUGACUUUGAAUAUGUGGACCUUCCUUCAUUGCUCACAUUUACCAGUAGAGGUAAACCCGAAGAAGGUAGUGAUGAAAAAAUUGUAAAAAGCUUCAUCAACACAAACAAGUUUAUUGACAACAGUAUGAAUGAGGUGUUUUCACUCUUGCUACUUUACGAGGAGGAAAUCCAGACAAAGUUGAUCAAUAUGUAUUCAAGAAGAAGUGGAUUUGAAAUCCUAUUCAACAACUUCAUCCUUGGUAACCUUAUACUUGUUGGCUUGGGGAGCUUUGUCAUCUGA